Ylistrum balloti is the source of this 1167-nucleotide messenger RNA. RefSeq lists its product as uncharacterized. Bases 1 to 1167 code for a protein of 388 amino acids. NCBI's taxonomy places the organism in Eukaryota, Metazoa, Mollusca, Bivalvia, Pectinida, Pectinidae. The record is from RefSeq and is a predicted model, not a curated record. Gene Ontology annotation, molecular function: RNA binding. The transcript has 2 exons.
AUGUCGAAAACCAAAUUAUAUGUUGGUGGUCUUGUGGACGACGUCGGAAAUGAUCGACUUCACAGAACAUUUGAAAAAUUUGGAAAAAUUAAGAAAGUCUGGGUCGCUCGGAAUCCUGGUUCAAAAGGGUUUGCUUUCAUUGACUUCUAUGAGCCUGAACAUGCAAUGAAUGCUUCUGUAGAAAUGAAUGGAAAACACGUGUUUGGUUCCAACAUCAAAGUUGAACUUUCCACAAACGGUAUUGAUAACAACCUUUCUGAGAAACAUAAAAACGACCGAAACUAUGACAGUCGGAGAGGGAACCGGGAAUAUGACUUUCGGAGAGGAGACUCUCACUAUGACGAUCGGAGAGGGGACUGGGACCGGGACAGACGAAGGGGUGACAGAUGUCGCGAUUAUGCAAGACGGCGGUCUCCACCUCCGUAUCCAAAGAGAAGGUCGAAUGAAGAAGAUGACGAGGACUUUCGGCUUGCGGAUAUGGAUCAAACAUACCAGUCAGCAGUGCCACGAACCAUUGACAUCCUAAAGCAACUGGAAAAAGUAACUCGACAGCAACUUGAGCGAGAAUUUUUGAAAAAAAUCCGCCGAUUGUCUGAAAUUCGGUCAGACGGUGACCCACAAGAAAACCUGGAUCAUCUAUCGCGUCCUUUGGCGGAAAGCAGUCAUAUUUCCCAUCCUACACGGAACAGAGAUCUACGAAGUGAUGAUUCAUUUCUGAAAUCAGUCGAUCAAAUCUUCAGGGAUCAACAUAUGCAAGAGGAGACAGUAAUGUUUGACUCAAAUCCAAAUAAAUUCAACUCACAAUGCUCAAAUAUCCAAAGAGGACAUCGGUAUCUUUUACCUACACCAGACUUUCCAAAGUUAAAUAACUCGCAAAGUCCCAAUUUAUUCCCAGGAACUUCACACCUCCCCCAAUGGCAUAUCCCUAGUGGCAACCCCAGAGCACCGUGGAAUGUACAACAUCGGCCUUUUGGUAAUACGCGAAAGCACGUCAAUGGUAACCACAAAUAUGACUGGUACGGCAAGCAACACUACGGUUUUGGAUAUUUAUCUGCUGCUGACUCGUCGAUCAACAAAAAAGUCAAUACUUCUCAGCCGAAACCAUCUCCUCUUAAAGCGCCACCAGUGCAAGAACACCAAUCAACUGAUACCGCUAAUACUUCAUAA